Molecule: messenger RNA, 1943 nt
Organism: Aspergillus steynii IBT 23096
Lineage: Eukaryota; Fungi; Ascomycota; Eurotiomycetes; Eurotiales; Aspergillaceae
Product: amino acid permease
Exons: 7
Coding region: 175-1863 (562 amino acids)
Biological process (GO): amino acid transmembrane transport
Cellular component (GO): membrane
Molecular function (GO): amino acid transmembrane transporter activity
Source: RefSeq, a predicted model, not a curated record
UGUCAAUCACGUGUGGGGAUCCCACGGGGUGUUCCCAAUCCGGGUCCUGUGCGACGUGCUCAUCUCGAGCCACUUCUCGAACCGGUGGCUCGUUGCGUCCUAUAUAUUCGAUCUCCGGACUUCCAUUGAUUCACUCCAGAGUCUAGAUAGCCAUUGAGUCGAAUUGCGUCCAAAAUGGCCACUCCCGACAUCGAGAAACACCCCGCCACUGCAGCCCGGGGCCAUGGAGACCCUAAAUACCCCGAUCUCUCGACGGGGCCCUACGACAGCCAGGUCCCACCCGUCAACGCCGACAAGCUUGCGCGUAACCUGUCUGCGCGCCAGGUCCAGAUGAUCGCCAUCGGCGGCACAAUCGGCACCGGUCUGUUCCUGGGCACGGGGAAGGCGCUGGCUACCGGUGGUCCGGCAUCCAUGCUGAUUGCGUAUGCGAUCUGCGGUGGGAUCGUGUUCGUGACGAUGCUGAGUCUUGGGGAGAUGGCGGCUUUUAUUCCGGUUGCUGGGUCGUUUUGUACGUUUGCGGGUCGGUUCGUCGACGACGCGUUGGGGUUCGCUUUGACGUGGAACUACUGGUUCAAUGAUGCGGUCUCGACGGCGUCGGAUGUGAUUGCCCUGCAGCUGUUGCUGGAGUUCUGGACGGAUAAUUUCCCCGGGUGGGCGAUCAGUUUGAUUUUUCUGGUUGUGGUCAUUGCGCUGAAUGUGAUGUCGGUGAAGGUUUAUGGAGAGAUCGAGUAUUGGCUCAGUCUCUUGAAGGUCAUCACUAUCAUUAUAUUCAUUAUACUCGGCAUUGCAGUCAAUUGUGGCGGGAAUACGGAGCACCGAUAUCUUGGUGAUAAGUAUUUCUACAUCGGAGAUGCGCCAUUCGUCGGUGGAAUCGGAGGAUUCGCAUCGGUCUUUGUGACUGCUUCCUUCGCUUUUGGCGGCACUGAAUCGAUCGCUGUGACCGCAGGUGAAACCAAGGACCCCGAUAAGAACAUGCCCAAGGUGGUUCGCAACGUCUUCUGGCGUAUCAUUUUGUUCUACAUCGUGUCCAUCAUCAUCAUCGGUCUCAACGUGCCCUACACUUACCCGAAUUUGUCCGAGGGUGACACCGCCACCAGCCCCUUCACCAUCGUGUUCACCCAGGCCGGCAGUGCUGUAGCUGGUAGCUUCAUUAAUGCCGUGCUCAUGACCAGCGUCAUCUCCGCCGCCAACCAUGCACUGUUCGCCGGAUCCCGACUACUCUACACCCUCGCGGUUGAUGGCUACGCGCCUCGGUUCUUCGGCAACCUGAACCGCUUCCAGGUACCCUGGAUUGCUGUCCUAGCAACCUCAGUUAUCAGCGGUCUCUGCUUCGGCGCCAGCUAUAUCGGCGCCGGUCAGCUCUGGUCAUGGCUUCAAAACAUCGUCGGCGUCUCCAACCAACUCUCCUGGACCUGCAUCGGCGUCGCCUCGUUACGCUUCCGCGCCGCAAUCCGCCACCAGGGUCUUGAGCACCUUCUCCCCUACAAGAACUGGACCUACCCCGUCGGACCCAUCAUCGCCGUCGGGCUUAACAUCGUCCUCAUCCUUGUUCAAGGCUGGUCCUGCUUCAGCCCGAGCUUCAAGCCCAUCGACUUCGUGUCCUUCUACAUCGAAAUCCCCAUCAUGAUCGUCAUGUUCCUCGUCUGGAAACUGGUGAAGCGCACCAAAUUCGUCCAUCUCGGCGAGAUGGAUCUCCUGACGGAUCGGUACAACGUGGUCCAGCAGGAGGGAGUUGAUCCGAAUGCAGAAUAUGAAUCUCAUGAGCCGACUUCGCGGCGGGAGAAGAUCUUUGCGUCAUUGAAGGGCGAGGAGAAGGGCGUUUGGGCGAAGCUGAAGAGGGUCGGGAUGUGGCUUUUCUUGUAGUUCUUUUCUUUUCUUUCUUGUGGAUAUCAAAAAUGGGGAGGGAUGUCCGGAUUAUGGGACUUUUUAUGCUUACGAAUUAU